AUGGAGGGUGUGAAAAUUUGUAGAGGUGGUCCAAGAUUGUCUCAUUUGUUUUUUGCAAAUGACAGUUUGAUUUUUUGCAAGGCGACGUUAAAGGAGUGUGAUGAACUACAAAGAUUGCUUGCCGUGUAUGAGAAAGCUUCCGGUCAACAACUAAACCGUACAAAAACAUCGUUGUUCUUUAGUAGUAACACUUCAAGAGAUGUUCAAGAGGAGAUAAAGAAUUGGUUUGGUGCCCAAAUAAUUAAACAACAUGAGAAGUAUCUUGGCUUACCUUCAUUGGUGGGGAAAAAUAAAAGAACUACCUUCAAUGCUAUCAAGGAGAAAUUGGGGAAAGUUUUGGCGGGUUGGAAAGAGAAAUUACUUUCAAAGGCGGGGAAAGAAGUUCUAAUCAAAGCAGUGGCUCAAGCAAUUCUGACCUAUACUAUGAGUUGUUUCAAACUUCCAGACUUGCUUUGUGAUGAACUAAUGGGAAUGAUUCAAAAUUUUUGGUGGGGACAAUGA
Molecule: messenger RNA, 501 nt
Organism: Quercus robur (English oak)
Lineage: Eukaryota; Viridiplantae; Streptophyta; Magnoliopsida; Fagales; Fagaceae
Exons: 1
Coding region: 1-501 (166 amino acids)
Source: RefSeq, a predicted model, not a curated record